AUGGCUCCUACUGGAGCUUUUGAGAGCCAGAAGAAUAAAGAACAUCGAGUGCACAAAGUCGGAGGAAAGGUUACGAAGAUAAAGGAAAAGAAUAAAGUCAAAGGUAACAAUGCGAAGGCUUUCACUUUCAAGUCUGCAGUUGCUGCGGGUAAAGCAAUCAGAAGAGCUGCUGAUAUCAACGAAAGGAAGAAACAUAUAUUGUUUAUGGACAGGAAGCCUGUCAUCCCUCCUCCAAUCAUCGUCGCAAUCGUUGGUCCUAGCAAAAGUGGUUUUGAAGAGUUAAAGGGACCAGUGACCAUUGUCACAGGAAAGAAACGUCGAGUUCAAUUCAUCGAAGUUAAGAACGAUAUCAAUCACAUGAUUGAUAUCGCGAAAAUUGCUGAUUUGGUAUUGUUGAUGGUCGAUGCAUCGUAUGGCUUCGAAAUGGAAACAUUCGAAUUCCUUAAUAUCUGCCAAGUUCAUGGAAUGCCCCGCGUGUUGGGAAUUCUAAACCAUUUAGAUUGUCUGAAAGGGAUAGGAAAGGUAAAUAAAGUGAAGAAAGUGAUGAAACAUCGAUUCUGGACUGAGAUUUAUCAGGGCGCUAAGUUGUUUUAUCUUACCGGAAUGUAUCAUAACGAAUACAAGAAGAAUGAGCUGCAUAAUCUAGUACGAUUCAUAUCGGUCAUCAAAUUUCGUCCACUUAUUUGGCGUGAUGCCCACCCAUAUGUGUUGUGUGAUCGUUAUGAGGAUGUUACUGACGCAGAGGUAUUGAGAACAAAUCCAACAAUCGACAGAACAAUUUGCCUGUACGGUUGGGUUCAUGGUGCUCAUCUAAAAAACCACAGUGCGGUUCAUAUCCCUGGUGUGGGCGAUCUUCGCGUCAAAGACGUCAGCAGCAUUCCUGAUCCAUGUCCACUUCCGGAGCAGCUAAAGCAACGAGCUUUGAAUCAGCAGGAGCGCCUAGUAUAUGCACCUUUCUCUGGCCUCGGAGGAAUUGUUUACGACAAGGAUGCAAUAUACAUAGAGUCGAAAGCACAUAAGAACAUGAAUGCUAAGCGACACGAAUUAGUGGAGGCUUUGGAGAAUGUGAAGACGACGAUUGACGGAAAACUUAGUGGAGCAAGAUUGACACUGUUGGGAGAUUCUGUGCCAAUCGAGGAAGAAGAGUUAGAAGAAGUCAGUUUUUUGGCGCGAUACUAUAUAACUCGAGUUGGUUCAUUUGUUAUUGCAGACGAUAUGGAUGAAGAGCAAGAAGAAAAAGAGGAAAGCGAUGACGAAGAUCCUUCGAAAGAAGAUGAGGCCAAAUUAUCAGCAGUUGAGCGAGCAGAAGCUGCAGCUCGAGAGAAGCGUAAAGAAGAGAAAAUAAAGCUCAAGCAACGUUUCAAUGAUGACUACGAUGACUCCUGCAAACAUUAUAACGCCUUAAAGAAUGAGAUGGAGGAGCAAGCCCAACUUAACAAGAGUAUUUUUGAAGGAAUGGAUGAAAGUGAGCGAGAGCAGCUGGAAGGAUUCCGAGCUGGUCGCUACGUUCGUAUUGAAAUAGAAAACGUACCUUGUGAAUUUGUCGAGAAUUUCGACCCAACCUCACCUUAUAUUGUUGGUGGAUUAUUGACCGGUGAGCAAAAUAUGGGAGUGGUUCAGGUACGCAUAAAACGACAUCGAUGGUUUGAAAGAACUUUAAAGUCACGAGAUCCACUGAUCAUUCAUUGCUGCGUUUUGGCGCAGAUAUCAAAAACUGUUGUCAUAUAUUCCAUUCAGCCGGGAUACCGGAUUGUCGCUACCGGAGUUGUGUUGAAUCUUGAAAAGAGCACUGAUGUCGUCAAGAAACUAAAACUCGUUGGUACUCCUGAGAAAGUGUUCAAAAAUUCUGCUUUUAUUAAGGGAAUGUUCAACACUCAAAUGGAGGUAGCGAAGUUUGAAGGAGCAUCGAUUCGAACUGUAUCGGGAAUUCGUGGUCAAAUCAAGAAAGGGUUGCAUGAACCUGCUGGCUCGUUCAGGGCCACAUUUGAGGAUAAAAUAUUAAUGAGAGGUAAGCAGAACUUCUUCUUAACCAUCACUAUAUCGUGUUUUUGCGGUCUUGGGUAUCUGUACCUAUACCUCCGCUUCUAUGCACCAGUUAUCGACCACCUCCUGCCGCCAGGAGAGCCGUGGGUGGGAAUGCGUACAGUCGGUAAGAUGCGACAUGAGCUUGGCGUUAAACCGGAACAGCGCGGAGGACUCCUUGCUAUAAGGCCGUCGAACGUUGGUGCAACAAAAAAAAAAAAAUUGGAACCGGUUCCAUCUCUUACAUUGUGUCUUCUACAGGACGCUGACGAUUUUGAUGAAAUGGAGCAGUCUGGAGAAGAUUCUGAUUUGGACGAAGGCUCAGACGAGGCAAUGGCGGACCUAUCCGACCACGAUUCAGAAGAACAUUUUCGUGGCGCAAAAUCUUCGAAGUCGCCAUUUGAUUCUAGCGAUGAGAGCAGUGGUGAGGAAGAAUCUGAUGAUGAACAACCAACGAUACGAAAGUUCGCUGACGACUGGGGAGGACUGGCUCGAAAAGCUCUUGAAGGAUAUCAUCCUGAGCAACAAAUCAGGCUGAAUUGGAUGAGCAUUAUUUAUAAACAAGAAGAUGAACAAGUACCGGCACCGAAAGCGGUUGAUAUUGGUGAUGGUUUAUUCAAAGUUCGAAAAACUGAAUGCAAGCCCAUACAUCAGCAGGAAGACGGCCUUUUAUGGAACCAGUGCGCUUCGACUUCCUCUGCGACUCUCAACUGGAAUGAUGAGGAGACGCGAUCAUCCAUUGCCGACUGUUUUGUUACAGGAACAUGGACUGAAGAUGAUGAAAUCGAGAAGAAGCUUCAAGACGAUAUGGAUGAAGAGCAAGAAGAAAAAGAGGAAAGCGAUGACGAAGAUCCUUUGAAAGAAGAUGAGGCCAAAUUAUCAGCAGUUGAGCGAGCAGAAGCUGCAGCUCGAGAGAAGCGUAAAGAAGAGAAAAUAAAGCUCAAGCAACGUUUCAAUGAUGACUACGAUGACUCCUGCAAACAUUAUAACGCCUUAAAGAAUGAGAUGGAGGAGCAAGCCCAACUUAACAAGAGUAUUUUUGAAGGAAUGGAUGAAAGUGAGCGAGAGCAGCUGGAAGGAUUCCGAGCUGGUCGCUACGUUCGUAUUGAAAUAGAAAACGUACCUUGUGAAUUUGUCGAGAAUUUCGACCCAACCUCACCUUAUAUUGUUGGUGGAUUAUUGACCGGUGAGCAAAAUAUGGGAGUGGUUCAGGUACGCAUAAAACGACAUCGAUGGUUUGAAAGAACUUUAAAGUCACGAGAUCCACUGAUCAUCAGUUGUGGUUGGCGCAGAUAUCAAACUGUUGUCAUAUAUUCCAUUCAGGACCACAACAUGAGGCAGCGGUUUUUGAAGUACACACCUGAGCACAUGCAUUGUCAUGCACAGUUUUGGGGGCCAAUUGUUGCCCAGAAUACGGGUUUUGUUGCUGUACAGUCAGUAGCCGAUAAAACGCCGGGAUACCGGAUUGUCGCUACCGGAGUUGUGUUGAAUCUUGAAAAGAGCACUGAUGUCGUCAAGAAACUAAAACUCGUUGAUAUCGUGUUUUUGCGGUCUUGGGUAUCUGUACCUAUACCCCGCUUCUAUGCACCAGUUAUCGACCACCUCCUGCCGCCAGGAGAGCCGUGGGUGGGAAUGCGUACAGUCGGUAAGAUGCGACAUGAGCUUGGCGUUAAACCGGAACAGCGGGAGGACUCCUUGUAUAAGCCCGUUGAACGUGAUGAACUGGAACCGGCUCCACUUGUUGUGCCCAGCAAGCUUCAACAGAGCUUACCAUUCAAGCUGAAACCGACAUAUGAGGAUAAAUCGAAAGAGCCUAAGGAGCAGCUUAUUGCCAGAAAUACUGUGGUAAUCCUGGAGCCCGAAGAAGCUAAGAGGAAACACAUGAUGGAUAUGCUGAGAACUAUCAAUACGGAUAUCACAAAGAAAGCCGAGGCCGCGCGCGAGAAGCAAAUGGCCAAGCGAGCGAAGGAGGAGGCUGAGUUCCAAGCAAAACGGGAGAAAAACAUCAAAGAACGCAAAAAGGCGAUAUGUCGCGUCUUGUCGAAGCGUGAACAGUACCGGCUCAAGAAGGCUCUUGGACAAGCGGCUAGCAGUAGUUGA
Cooperia oncophora is the source of this 4122-nucleotide messenger RNA. The record is from the annotation of a GenBank genome assembly. Lineage: Eukaryota; Metazoa; Nematoda; Chromadorea; Rhabditida; Trichostrongylidae.